Messenger RNA from Candidozyma duobushaemuli, 1674 nucleotides. RefSeq names its product triglyceride lipase (gene ATG15). Gene Ontology annotation, biological process: multivesicular body membrane disassembly; macroautophagy; neutral lipid catabolic process. Bases 1 to 1674 code for a protein of 557 amino acids. NCBI's taxonomy places the organism in Eukaryota, Fungi, Ascomycota, Pichiomycetes, Serinales, Metschnikowiaceae. The record is from RefSeq and is a predicted model, not a curated record. Gene Ontology annotation, molecular function: glycerophospholipase activity. The transcript has a single exon.
AUGUUCAGCGAAAAGCAACCCCUACAGCGAAGCAAUACAAAAUUUAGAAUAUUCAAAGGAGUCAUCCACAUUCUUAUUGCUGGAGCCCUCCUCAUAUACCUUUACAGGCUUUUUGAUACAGUUCCUGAGCCACAGCCUUCCGUGGGGGCGAUUCUUGAACCUGAGAGAUCGUCUCAGUUCCGUCUCAAGCAUGUGUUUCACCACGGAGCGGGUAAAUAUAAUAAGAUCCACCGUCGUUUGGACGUGACGCCUGAAGUGUUGGAAAAUCGCCAGUGGAAAGUCCAACAUACGCCGGAGAAACCGGUUGACCCAAACAACGCUGAUUCCGUGCUAGCAUCGGAGGAACCAUCCAAGCUCUUUAAAGAGAGAGACCCGUGGACAGCAGAACUCCAGAUCAAGACAGCAGAGAAACCAGCUCGGCUCAAGAGACUCAAGGAGCGUCACACACCGCAUUUUCUAGAUUCCUAUCUCCAAUACGCCAUGGAGGUCAAGGGCAACCCACAGAAGCUUAACCGAAUUGGGCUUGAGUGGGAGCCAGAGCAAGACGUUUUGCUUCCAGAUGUCGAAGACAAGGACUCGGUCGUGGCGCUUGCCCUUAUCUCUUCGAACGCUUACGUGAGAUUACCUUUGAGUGACGACGAGAAGGAUAAGCUGGACUGGAUAGACGUCGGCGAUCCGUGGGACGUGGACGAGGAGAACCCAGACAUUAACUUUGGCUGGCUUGAGGAUGGACUCAGAGGGCAUGUCUUUGUCAGCAAUGACUCUAAGACUGUGGUUAUUGGCAUAAAGGGCACAUCCGGAGCUGGUCUCCCGGGAGGAGGCUCGGACGAAACUUCGGGUAACGACAAGACCAACGACAAUCUUUUGUUCUCGUGCUGCUGUGCCAGAGUGGGGUACAUGUGGACUACGGUGUGUGACUGCUACGAAAAGACAUACACUUGCAACCAGGACUGUCUUGAGAAAGAGCUUCUACGCCAGGACAGGUACUACCAGGCAGCAUUGGAUUUGUACCGUAACGUGACCAAGUUGUACCCUCCUGAGGGCCACGACAUUUGGGUUACUGGGCAUUCGUUAGGUGGAGCUGUGGCUUCGCUUCUCGGUAGAACAUAUGGUCUUCCUGUUGUGGCCUUUGAAGCACCUGGCGAGAUGUUAGCCACCAAACGUCUUCAUCUUCCCCAACCCCCAGGAAUUCCUAAGCACAUGGAGCACAUCUGGCAUUUUGGCAAUACUGCUGAUCCUAUCUUUAUGGGCGUUUGCAACGGCGCCUCCUCGUCAUGCUCUGUGGCAGGGUAUGCAAUGGAAACCGCAUGCCACACGGGUAAGCUUUGUGUCUACGAUGUGGUUGGCGACCUAGGCUGGCAUGUCAAUUUGUUGAACCACCGUAUUCACACCGUCAUUGACGAAAUCAUCCUCAAGUACAACAAGACGGCUACGUGCGUGGAUCAGCCGCCGUGCCGAGACUGCUUCAACUGGCGAUACAUCAGUAAAGACGACAACGAGCCGGAUGAACCUAGACUUCCUCAUCCGCUCAAACCCAAACCACCAAAGUCAAGCUCCACACAGAGCUCGACGCCUACAGCUACUAGCACACCUACCGAAAGCGAAAAGCCCAAGAAGUGUCUUGAGCGGACGUGGUACGGCUGGUGCAAGAAGUGGGAAGGUGAUGAGGAUUAG